Amorphotheca resinae ATCC 22711 is the source of this 344-nucleotide messenger RNA. RefSeq lists its product as hypothetical. NCBI's taxonomy places the organism in Eukaryota, Fungi, Ascomycota, Leotiomycetes, Helotiales, Amorphothecaceae. The record is from RefSeq and is a predicted model, not a curated record. The coding region runs from base 89 to 262 and encodes 57 amino acids. The transcript is spliced from 2 exons.
CACACAUUCCCAAAUACACUCUUCAAACCACCAAAAAUCCCCCAAAAUCUCCACCAAAACCAACUCCAUAAACACUUAAUCCCCAACCAUGUGCACCGCAACCCCUAGCGCGCCCAUAAACCACAACGGCCCCGGCUCCGCUGCCUCUUCAACCAUCAGCUCGAUCGUGAAGCCUGAGGCUGGCGCCGCAGGGAAGACGAAAUGCUUGGAGUGCGAUGGCUUUGAGUGCUGUUGCAUUCCGAUCCCUUGCACCGUGAUGUGAAUGAAGAAGUGAGGGUUGGAUUCGAGAUGAGAUGAGAUGAGACGCGUCAUGCAUUGCGAAGGGAGGGGGGGAGGGCUGGGGG